Abrus precatorius (Indian licorice) is the source of this 1282-nucleotide messenger RNA. RefSeq lists its product as uncharacterized. The transcript is spliced from 4 exons. The record is from RefSeq and is a predicted model, not a curated record. NCBI's taxonomy places the organism in Eukaryota, Viridiplantae, Streptophyta, Magnoliopsida, Fabales, Fabaceae. The coding region runs from base 203 to 946 and encodes 247 amino acids.
AUCUCUAGUUUCUAGUUUUCACUAAAAGAGACCUAAUACCUCGUAGUAUGGGUUACUUAGCUUUGCACUUAGUCUAGUUGGCUCCUCCUCCAUCAUGCUAUCUUAGUUGCAACCUCAGCGAAACCCACUUGUUGAAUCUCAAUCCCCUUCCCAAAGGGUAUUCGAAUUUGGUUUCAAGUUUUUAUCUUUCGACUUCACAAAAAUGUCUCUUCCCUAUCCUUCUCACCUCCUCUCUGCCACUGCCUCUGCUCGUUUCCAACCCUUCACCUUCAACAACACCGUCACAAUCAAACCUCACUUUUUGGUAUUCAAGGGUACCUCGUGUUUUGUUGAGAAGCACACAUGCUGCUUAAGUGUUAAAAGAUUUUGUGCAUCUGGGAAGACAGGGACCAAGAUCUCCUGUGCUAUGAAUAUGUCUGCACAGCAAUCAGAUGAUCAUGGGAAAAUGAAGCUGGACCAAUUAUUGGACAAAGCACGAAAGCUUUGGGACAGUUCUCCCGAGCCGGUGAAGAAUUUCCCCUGGAACAAAGCUAUGGACAAUUUCAUUCAACUUAUUAUUGACCUGAUUUUGGUUGUUGUCAAAUACCUAUCUGUACCUGUAUUCGCAAUUACUUCCCUCAGUGAGUUAUCCUAUUGUGCGCAUGAAAAGAAGUUAGUUCUUGUUCCUCUUCCAGUUCUCUUUGGAAUUUCUGUUGCUGGGAUCCUUAAAGAGACUUUCUUGGAGUUAUCUCCGCGUCUAAGGGAUGCAGAAGUUCCAUGGCAUUUAAUUGCCAUUGCAAUUUUCUUCACAUUGAUCAAAUUGCCAGGUCCAUAUUACCCUUAUUGGGGACGUAUAUUUAUUCCUCACUUUGCAAAUGGGGUUCUGUUGAGGGCUCUAUGGUUUGCAAUAUUGUGGUAUAGAAGACCUAAAGCAUUGAAGAUGUCAGAUUCUGUAGAUGAUAGUUAGUUAGCCCACCGAGUUAUGCUUCCAGCCUGAAAUUCCAUCUUCAGUUGAGACAAUUAUUUUACUAGUGAAGACCUGAGUGAAGAGUUAAGCAUUCCAUUGAGAUUUUUAUUGAAUUUAUAAUUCACUUUGUCUAGAAAGAUGCAACUGCUAUGCGUAGUUACUACCGUUUGCCUUGGUAAUGGCAGAUACGGUUGUGUUAGAUGGUCCAUAUGAAUAGGGGUGUAGAUUACUGUAUCGAGAAAAUAGAUGCCAAUGGUCACUUGAAGUUUUGUAUAAGAAAAAAGAUAAAAAGUCAUUUACCAUCAUAUAGUGGAGAAAUCUCAAGAGAUUAAUCGA